Molecule: messenger RNA, 1272 nt
Organism: Verticillium alfalfae VaMs.102
Lineage: Eukaryota; Fungi; Ascomycota; Sordariomycetes; Glomerellales; Plectosphaerellaceae
Product: pyruvate dehydrogenase E1 component subunit beta
Exons: 2
Coding region: 154-1272 (372 amino acids)
Biological process (GO): pyruvate decarboxylation to acetyl-CoA
Molecular function (GO): pyruvate dehydrogenase (acetyl-transferring) activity
Source: RefSeq, a predicted model, not a curated record
GUCGGCCGGUGUCUGUGUUCCACCCUUGGGGCUUUCAAUUCCAUCAUUCGCAUCAUCUUCCUUCCCAUCUCGUGCUUGCCCUCGAGAUUCCGCGGCUGCCGCUAAAGUCAAUUCGCACAGCAACCACACAACCCCCCCGAAGCUCGAUUCAAGAUGUCACGACUUCUCCGUCCCGCCACCCGCCUGGCCGCCUCUACGAGGGCCGCCGCCCUUCGUCCCUCUGCCUUCCAGCUCUCUGCCGCCGCUCGAUUCCCCUCUUUCGCCGCCCAGACGAGGACGUAUGCCGACGCCAAGGGCAGCAAGGACUACACUGUCCGUGAGGCCCUCAACGAGGCCCUCGCGGAGGAGCUCGAGUCCAACGAGAAGGUCUUCGUCCUCGGAGAGGAGGUCGCACAGUACAACGGCGCCUACAAGGUCACCAAGGGCCUCCUGGACCGCUUCGGCGACAAGAGGGUCAUCGACACGCCGAUCACGGAGUCCGGCUUCUGCGGUCUCGCCGUUGGUGCCGCCCUCAGCGGCCUGCACCCUGUGUGCGAGUUCAUGACCUUCAACUUUGCCAUGCAGGCCAUUGACCAGAUUGUCAACUCUGCGGCCAAGACACUCUACAUGUCCGGUGGCAUUCAGCCCUGCAACAUCACUUCGCGCCCCAACGCUUCGCCGCGUGUCGGUGCGCAGCACUCGCAGACUACUCUGCGUGUACGCAGCAUUCCUGCUCAAGUGUGUCCCUUGGAGCGCGAGGACGCAAGGCUUCAUGAAGGCCGCAUCCGCGACCCCAACCCCGUUGUCGUUCUCGAGAACGAGCUGCUGUACGGCCAGACAUUCCCCAUGUCCGAGGCCGCCCAGAAGGACGAUUUUGUCAUCCCCUUCGGCAAGGCCAAGAUUGAGCGUGCCGGCUCUGACCUGACCAUCGUCACCCUGUCCCGCUGCGUCGGCCAGUCGCUCGUCGCCGCCGAGAACAUCAAGAAGAAGUACGGCGCCGAGUGCGAGGUCAUCAACCUGCGCUCCGUCAAGCCCCUCGACAUUGAGUCGAUUGUCAAGUCGGUCAAGAAGACGGGCCGCCUGCUGUGCGUCGAGUCCGGCUACCCCGCCUUCGGCGUCGGCUCCGAGAUUCUCGCCCUCACCAUGGAGUACGCCUUUGACUACCUCCACGCCCCCGCUCAGCGUGUCACCGGCGCUGAGGUCCCCACGCCCUACGCCCAGGGUCUCGAGGAGAUGUCCUUCCCCACCGAGCCCCUGAUCGAGGACUACAUCGCCAAGAUGCUGAAGCUGUAA